This is a messenger RNA of Hemibagrus wyckioides, 1855 nucleotides long. RefSeq names its product cell surface glycoprotein 1-like. The coding region runs from base 248 to 1855 and encodes 535 amino acids. The transcript is spliced from 4 exons. The record is from RefSeq and is a predicted model, not a curated record. Lineage: Eukaryota; Metazoa; Chordata; Actinopteri; Siluriformes; Bagridae.
ACUCUGCAGCGUCACAGAACACAUUAGGUAAUGUUUGUGUUUAAACUGUGUUUCCUUUUAAACGCUAAGGUGUUGUGGUUGAGAAGCUCGCACUUGGAUUAUCCUUUGUGAUUUUUGCUACACGCCUGUUUAGGAUUUCUUAUUACUCCGCUAUUGGACCUGACUCCUACACCGACUCUACAGCAGCGAUGAUGAACUUCACUUCAGCCUCGCUUCAGCAGCACCAGGAUGUGGAGCCCGAGCCCGGAUGGAGCGGACUGGACGACCCCUGGAACGGGACACGGAGGGAGACGUUUGUGAGGAGCCCAUCCCCUCUCUGGAGCUCAUCCCCAUCUCCUGUGAGGAGCCCAUCCCCUCUCAGGACCCCAUCACCUGUGAGGAGCCCAUCCCCUCUCAGGACCCCAUGGUCGUCACCUGUGAGGAGCCCAUUCUCUCUCAGGACCCCAUGGUCGUCACCUGUGAGGAGCCCAUUCUCUCUCAGGACCCCAUGGUCGUCACCUGUGAGGAGCCCAUCCCCUCUCAGGACCCCAUCACCUGUGAGGAGCCCAUCCCCUCUCAGGACCCCAUGGUCGUCACCUGUGAGGAGCCCAUUCUCUCUCAGGACCCCAUGGUCGUCACCUGUGAGGAGCCCAUUCUCUCUCAGGACCCCAUGGUCGUCACCUGUGAGGAGCCCAUUCUCUCUCAGGACCCCAUGGUCGUCACCUGUGAGGAGCUCAUCCCUUCCCAGGACCCCAUCACCUGUGAGGAGCCCAUCCCCUCUCAGGACCCCAUGGUCGUCACCUGUGAGGAGCCCAUUCUCUCUCAGGACCCCAUGGUCGUCACCUGUGAGGAGCCCAUUCUCUCUCAGGACCCCAUGGUCGUCACCUUUGAGGAGCCCAUCCCCUCUCAGGACCCCAUGGCCAUCACCUGUGAGGAGCCCAUCCUCUCUCAGGAUCCCAUCCCCAUCACCUGUGUGGAGCCCAUCCUCUCUCAGGACCCCAUCCCCAUCACCUGUGUGGAGCUCAUCCCUUCCCAGGACCCCAUCACCUGUGAGGAGCCCAUCCCCUCUCAGGAGCCCAUCCCCAUUACCUGUGUGGAGCCCAUCCUCUCUCACGACCCCGUCACCUGUGAGGAGCUUAUCCCCUCUCACGACCCCGUCACCUGUGAGGAGCUUAUCCCCUCUCACGACCCCAUCACCUGUGAGGAGCUUAUCCCCUCUCACGACCCCCUCACCUGUGAGGAGCUUAUCCCCUCUCACGACCCCGUCACCUGUGAGGAGCUUAUCCCCUCUCACGACCCCGUCACCUGUGAGGAGCUUAUCCCCUCUCACGACCCCGUCACCUGUGAGGAGCUUAUCCCCUCUCACGACCCCGUCACCUGUGAGGAGCUUAUCCCCUCUCACGACCCCCUCACCUGUGAGGAGCUUAUCCCCUCUCACGACCCCGUCACCUGUGAGGAGCUUAUCCCCUCUCAGGAGCUCAUCCCCUCUCAGGUCCCCAUCACCUGUGAGGAGCCCAUCCCCUCUCAGGACCCCAUGGCCAUCACCUGUGAGGAACCCAUCCCCAUCACCUGUGAGGAGCUUAUCCCCUCUCGGGACCCCAUCACCUGUGAGGAGUCCAUCCUCUCUCAUGACCCCAUCACCUUGGCUGGUCAACCGUAUGUUCGUGCCAUGAUGACAAUUCCUGUCCCACGCCAGGGCAUAAGGAGGAGGAGGGACGAAGAGGAUGACGAGGAAGAAGCCCCUCCGAGUAGACGGCAGCAUGUGGAUCAGGAUGGGGAGGUGGAUUUCAUCAGGAGGAUCGUCCGAUUCCCCGUUCGGUUGAUUUCUAUUUACAUGAGAGAGCUGCAUCCAGAGGAUUCUUACCUCCAUCUCUAG